GAAAGAUAGCUUUGACUGUGGUUAACGAAGACAAAGUGUAUGAGACCAUAUACACAAAUGAAACUGUCUAUUCACUUAUUGGGCCGGAGGGAUGCAUUGCUGUGGACAUUUCUCUUGGUAAGAGAGGCACCGAGGCUGUAGUGGAAAGUGUGUAUUCCGCUAUGGGAUCGCAGAAUCAAUUGGGCCCAAUUUCGAAUGAAACCUUAACAUUGAGGUACAGUUAAACUUUAUUCACAAUACAAACUUAGUUUGAAAGAUCAGGCAUUUGUAAAUCAAGUGUAAGAUUAUUAACUUACUUACUGCGUGAUUAUUAAACUAAUAAACUUCAAAACAGCUACUUAACAUCCAAAUACAAUUUAAUUUUUGAAGGACAAAAAUUAACUGGCGCAUGCCAACCGCAUUGACGGCCGAGCGAGCAGUGAAGGAAAUUGCUAACAUAUACAUCAAAGGCGACAAAGAAAAGGGGCUAAAGUCCCACAUUUCGCCUGUUAUUCAGAGCGCCGUUCGUGGAAAUCG
This is a messenger RNA of Paramuricea clavata, 516 nucleotides long. The record is from the annotation of a GenBank genome assembly. NCBI's taxonomy places the organism in Eukaryota, Metazoa, Cnidaria, Anthozoa, Malacalcyonacea, Plexauridae.